AUGCCCGUGGUCACCAGCAAGGGUCCCCUGCGAACUCACGAGAGCAGGCCAAGGUCCACAGCCGAGCGGGGCCUCAAUCCUGCCCCCAACCCCCACCAGUACUCCCCGCUGCUGAAGAAGCUUUACUGCCAAAUCGCCAAGACGUGCCCCAUCCAGGUCAAGGUGUCCACCCCGCCGCCCCCCGGCACCGUCGUCCGGGCCAUGCCCGUCUACAAGAAGGCAGAGCAUGUGACGGAGGUGGUGAAGCGCUGCCCCAACCAUGAGCUCGGGCGAGACUUCAAUGAAGGACAGUCUGCUCCGGCCAGCCACCUCAUCCGCGUGGAGGGUAACAAUCUCUCACAGUACGUGGACGACCCUGUCACAGGCAGGCAGAGCGUCAUGGUCCCCUACGAGCCCCCGCAGGUGGGGACAGAAUUCACCACCAUCCUCUACAAUUUCAUGUGCAACAGCAGCUGUGUGGGGGGCAUGAACCGGAGGCCGAUCCUCAUCAUCAUCACCCUGGAGACCCGGGACGGACAGGUGCUGGGCCGCAGGUCCUUCGAGGGCCGCAUCUGCGCCUGUCCUGGCCGGGACCGCAAGGCCGACGAGGACCACUACCGCGAGCAGCAGGCCCUGAGCGAGAGUGCGGCCAAGAAUGGGGCCGCCAGCAAGCGCGCCUUCAAACAGAGCCCCCCGGCCGUGCCCGCCCUGGGCACCAGCGUGAAGAAGCGGAGGCACGGGGACGAGGAUGUGUACUACAUGCACGUGCGGGGCCGGGAGAACUUUGAGAUCCUGAUGAAGGUCAAGGAGAGCCUGGAGCUGAUGGAGCUGGUGCCGCAGCAGCUGGUGGACACAUACCGGCAGCAGCAGCAGCAGCUCCUGCAGAGGCCGAGCCACCUGCAGCCGGCGCCCUACGGACCCGUCCUCUCGCCCAUGAACAAAGCGCACGGGGGCAUCAACAAGCUCCCGUCCGUGAACCAGCUGGUGGGCCAGCCUCCCCCACACGGCUCGGCAGCCGGGCCCAACCUGGGCCCCGUGGGCCCCGGCGUUCUCAGCAACCACGGCCACACCCUGCCAGCCAACGGCGAGAUGAACAGCGGCCACGGCGCCCAGUCCAUGGUCUCGGGGUCCCACUGCACCCCUCCACCCCCCUACCACGCCGACCCCAGCCUGGUCAGUUUUUUAACAGGAUUGGGGUGUCCAAACUGUAUCGAGUAUUUCACCUCCCAAGGCUUACAGAACAUUUACCACCUGCAGAAUCUGACGAUAGAGGACUUCGGGAACCUGAAGAUCCCGGACCAGUACCGGAUGACCAUCUGGAGGGGCCUCCAGGACCUGAAGCAGAGCCACGACUACGGCGCCCAGCAGCUGAUCCGCUCCAGCAGCAACGCCUCCACCAUCUCCAUCGGCAGCUCCGGGGAGCUGCAGCGGCAGCGGGUCAUGGAGGCCGUGCACUUCCGCGUGCGCCACACCAUCACCAUCCCCAACCGCGGGGGCCCGGGCGCCGGCUCGGGGCCCGACGAGUGGGCGGACUUCGGCUUCGACCUCCCGGACUGCAAGUCCCGAAAACAGUCCAUCAAAGAGGAGUUCACGGAGAGCGAGAUUAACUGAGGGGCCGGGAGGGCGCGGGGGGCGCGCGGCGGGGGGCGCGGCGUCCGAGCCCCUGGGCGGCCUUGCUCGGGCUCCCCUUCCUUGUUGUCACAAACUGCCUCGGGAGGCAGGACGGGCAGGCCGUGCAGGGCGACGAGGCGACGGCCGCCCCGCGGCCCCGGGACGCGAGCUGGGCGGGCCGGCCGCCUGCCGCAUCCGCCCCCCCGCCGGCUCCGCUGCUCCCCAGCGAGCUCCUUCGGGAUACAAGGAUGGCCGCUGCCGACGGACUGCCGAAAAGUAUUUUCCGAUGUCUUUUGUUUCCUGGCAACGAGUGGUUCCGUGAUUGUGUCUAAAACACGUUUAUUUCGGGGUCAGCUCUCCAGACCCUGUCUCUGCCCAAGGCUGGGUCCCUCUGCUGGACUUGAGGGUCCGCCUAGCCCUCCCACUUCAAACCCACUGCAGCUGCCUUACAUUUCCUGCCCCAAAAAAGGAAAACCGGAAUUUCCUUGGAAUCAGAGACGACUGGGGAGGAGGGCGUCCCUCCCGGGAGGCAAGGAAGCUUCUGGUCAGUUGCCACCAGCCAACACCCGAGCCAGCACCACUGGCCACGGCCACAGCCCUCCCGUGAGCUUCUCAGCACAGACACGGACAGCAUGCUCCUUAGACUACUGCAAAUUGUCAAUAUUUGAUAAAAUGAUACCCUUCGUA
Messenger RNA from Hyaena hyaena (striped hyena), 2277 nucleotides. Its product is annotated as tumor protein p73-like. Gene Ontology annotation, biological process: protein tetramerization; apoptotic process; regulation of transcription by RNA polymerase II. Bases 1 to 1590 code for a protein of 529 amino acids. The transcript is spliced from 11 exons. The record is from RefSeq and is a predicted model, not a curated record. Gene Ontology annotation, cellular component: nucleus. NCBI's taxonomy places the organism in Eukaryota, Metazoa, Chordata, Mammalia, Carnivora, Hyaenidae. Gene Ontology annotation, molecular function: protein binding; RNA polymerase II cis-regulatory region sequence-specific DNA binding; DNA-binding transcription factor activity, RNA polymerase II-specific.